GUUUCGCCAGACUCCUCGCGGUUCAUGCGCUGGCGGCGGGCGGCGUUGGCACAUACUAAUACCCUUCUCGAAGACUAUCAGGCAGACUCCUGCUCUCAGAUACACGCAGCACGCACGGAGUAACGACUGCACAAACUAUUCCCAACACGAUAUCUCACGCCUACGGACCGCAGAUAUGGUCAAUUGGAACGAUCCAGCCACCGUCGCCGCAGAAGAAUUCGCACUCGUCAAGUUUCUGCAUGUCUUGGACGGUAUAUUCAUUUGGGAGUACUUUUCGACGAUCAGGUAUGAGUGGGAAGUUGUCACCCGCAGACGACCGUGGAGGUGGACCAUGGGCAUCUAUAUUGGCUGUCGAUUAUCCACACUCGCCGCUAUCUGCUGUGAGCUUGUAGGCUUCAACCUCACGACGUCGUUUGAUUGUAAGGGCUGGCUUGUCUCACUCUUGUUCUUCUCCUUCACCGCCCUCGCGCUCGCGUCCCUCCUCAUCGUCAUGCGGUCAAUCGCGCUCUGGGAACGCCGACUGUCAAUCGUCGUACUCAUGCUCGGUAUCUGGCUCACUAAUAUCGGGUUUCUCAUCUAUGGUCUCGCGGUCGCCGACGCCUUCUUUGACCCCAUCGCGUCCACCUGCGCAAUAACGACGACCGCAAAGAACAGGGACAACGUCGUCGUCACGCUCGUCAGCGAUUUCGUGCUUUGUGUGAUCAUGUUGGGCGGUGUGGUGAGGCAGAAGAACGACGGAGGCUUGUGGAGGAUGAUUUAUCGACAUGGCGUCAUUUGGAUUGCAUUAGCGACGCUAUCUGAGGUUCCACCCGCGACUUUCCUUAUCUUAAACUUGAACGAUCCGAUGAACUUAAUGUUCCAAACACCCGCACUAAUCGUUAUGACCAUCGGCGCGACCCGGAUCUACCGCUCCCUCCAAGACUACGCCGGACCCGUCAUCACAGCGUCCUAUCUUUCCGACGCUCAAUUCGCCACGAACCCCGAGUUCGCGAUGGUCGAACGGCGAAACAACAAACCCGCACCGUUCCUCCGCUUCGACCACCCUUUCCCUCCAAAUUCCAACUAUGCAUAUAGUAAACGACCACCUCCACACGAUCACCCGCAGAACCCAGCUCCUGUGUUUUCGAAGUCGAAGUUCGGUUCGGUAAAGUCGAAGGCGAGUGGCAAGUUUGGGCCGUCCAGGUUUGGGGGACCAAGAGCAAGAGCAAGACAACGACUGCGUUAUCCGAUCCCCCAGUCUCAAUCGCAGUCUCAUGCAUCCAUGUCCCAAAUUCAAUCCCAAGUACGCUCACAGACGCAAACCCAAAGUGGAGGGCUGGGCAUGGACAGCAUGGACGUGGAGUUCCACAAGAGUUAUGGACGGUAUGACGAUGCGGAUGUCGACACGCCAGUGGACGGUCCCGAUCCUCUCAACGCCAUGGGCACGAUCGGAAGUAUCGGUCCUAUUGGCACUGUAGGCACGAUCGGGAUGGACGAGCUGGCGUAUGCUGAGAGUGGUGGCGGUGGCGGGAGGAGACGGAGCUGGCAGGAUGAUCUGGAGGGAUAUGGCGAUGGAGGAGGGUUUGGGCCGCGCGAAAGAUAUCAGUAUCAAGAUGGGGAAGAGGCACUGAGUCCAAUCACGGAGAGUACGGCGUAUUCGAACUCGACGACAAAUUAUAGCAGAGGAGAUGAGGCAGGAGCGAGGGGAGAAGUUCCGGGCUUGAAUGGAGGGAGGGACGCGUUCGCGCUCGUUCCUGCGGGAUGGGGGGGUGGAAGUGGGAAUCGGUCGAGGAGGGAUAGUACUGCUAGUGCCAGUGGUGCUGGUGCUAGUGCGAGUGGAGGUGGAGUAUGGGGAGGGUAUGGAUUGGGGAGUGCGUUGGGUUGGGCGAGUCGGAGUAGGCAUGAUAGGGAGGUGGCGAGGGAGGUGCGGGAACAACAACAGCAGGAGCAGGAGCGACAGGAUGGACACGGGCGACGAAGUCCAGAUUUGGAGAGCGGGACGGGGAAUCUGAGUACGACGACGAGGGUAGGGAGUCGUGCUGGUACUGGUGAAGCAAUGGGAGAAGAAGGUAUGCCACCAGUAUAUCCGAUGCCUCCGGUAUCGCACAAGUAAACGGUGAAGGGUGUCGCUUUUCCUUUAUCUUCUCUUUCUUUUAGCCUUUCUUCUUCUUCUCAGCCUUGCUAUUCGUAUGUUAGCUCGCUCUGCUCUAUCUUCGUUUCUCCCACAAUCUGCAUCAUGUAUCCCCUGUUUACUUGGCUUAUUUUUCGUUCAGUCAAUUUCCGUUUUCCGUUUUCAGUCUCCCCCAUCAUCUCUUCGUUCGAUCUCAUCUUUUCAUGAUGUUUAUGUUUUAUUAACCUCGCGAUCUACACGCUUUGUCUCGACUCCUCCAUUGUCCUACUACUUUCAGCACAACACUGUAUCCACGCGGGCCUCGGCCUCUCAACCACCCUACUGUAACUCUCGUGCUACUUGCUUCUACGCCUCUUCUCCACACCGUCCGAUACUCCCCC
Molecule: messenger RNA, 2490 nt
Organism: Stereum hirsutum FP-91666 SS1
Lineage: Eukaryota; Fungi; Basidiomycota; Agaricomycetes; Russulales; Stereaceae
Exons: 13
Coding region: 176-2092 (638 amino acids)
Source: RefSeq, a predicted model, not a curated record